Prorocentrum cordatum is the source of this 601-nucleotide messenger RNA. The record is from the annotation of a GenBank genome assembly. NCBI's taxonomy places the organism in Eukaryota, Dinophyceae, Prorocentrales, Prorocentraceae.
GUUCAUCUGGGCGAUCCUCGUGACCAUGCUCUUCGUUUUCGGGAUCCUGAUAAGGAUGAACUCCCAUGAGGACGUGGCCUCACAGUAUUUCGACAGCGUGCCUGCUGCCAUGAAGACGCUCAUCACGAAGGGCAUCUUCCUCGACGACACGGGGGAGCUGCUCGACGUGAUGAUCCACAACGGGGAUUUGGCGAGCCUCUUCCUGUUCUCAGCAUUCGUAUUCCUGGGACUAUUCAACCUGCUUGGGCACGGUGGCGGACAUGCUAAUGGGAACCUUUUGCGCCGUCGCGGGGGAGGUGGCUGCCUCUGAGAGGGACACGGCCCAGGUAGACUAUCUGCGUGCUCACCUCGAGAGCAUCGUGGAUUGCUACAUACACGACCAAGGACUGAUCGGGCGCGAGGACUUUCAGCUCAUCAUCAAGAAUGCCGACGUCCACCGCACGCUCGCCCAGUGCGGCACCGAUAUGGAGGAACUGAAGUCGCUGGAAAGCCUGAUGUUCGAGCGGCGGGAGGAGAUAACCUUCGAAACUUUCUUCAGUGCGAUCGUGCACCUGCGGAAGGGGAAGGUCGCCACCGUCAAAGACAUCAUGCAUGUGCAGGA